AUAAGUAAUACUUAUCUGAUAUUUAUUCGUAUUUUUUUAAGUACUCAACCUAAUCACGCUUACGUCAUAAUUGUUAGAAAUCAAAAUUUCUAUCUGUGCGAAGGUGAAAGUAAUAAUUUUGCUGAUUUUUUUUCUGUGAACUGUUAACUUAAGGUUAUGUGUGAUUAUUAAUUGUCAGUAUAUAUAUAUACAUAUAUAUCUAUAUAUCAGUAUUUACUUUGUGGUUUGGAAAAGAUGGUAAAUACUGGAUUGUUAGUACUGACAAAUCCAAAAAGGAUUGGAAAAUUAUUACCAAUCAUUAAACAACAUGUUUUAAAGACUUUAUAUAUACAGUACUUUCCAGAAAAAAAUAUUCUUGUCUCCAGUUCAUAUUCAGUAUCUCCAAAGUUGACAGGUCCUUGUUACUCACGGAUCAUAGCUAAUAUUUAUGCAUUUGCUACUAAUCAUUCUAACAGUUUAGAUGUGCGAGUAUUAUUAUCAAAUUUGAAGAGUUCAAAUGGAUCAAUUACACAUACCAAAAGGCCAGUUGAAUUAGUUAUUUUUGAUAGAAUUUGUAGUAAUAGUGAUGCAAAUACUUUUAUGCAAAAUUGUUUAUCCAAUACAUCAAUGGGCUGCAAGUAUCUUACAUUUGAUGAAAAAGAACUAGAGACAGAAUAUGACGAAACUAGUGCAGAAUCAAAUAGUGAAGAUAAGUUGUAUAAAAAUGUGGUUCUUGGUGGUACCUUUGACAGACUCCACAAUGGCCAUAAAAUAUUUUUAAGUGAAGCAAUUUUACGGUGUACUGAUAGUUUAACAGUAGGAGUGACAGAUAUAAACAUGAUAAAAAAAAAAAUGUUGUGGGAAUUAAUUGAAUCAUGUUCUCAACGAAUUGCUUCAUUAAAAGAUUUUACAGAAGAUGUAGAUCCUAGUUUAAAGUACAACUUGGUACCAAUUAUUGAUAUGUAUGGCCCCACAAAAGAUGAUCCUAAUUUUGAAAUGAUUGUAGUUAGUGAAGAAACAAAAAAAGGAGGUGAAAUGAUUAAUGAAAAACGUAAAGAAAAUCAUUUAAAUUCACUUGAUAUUUAUGUUGUCAAGUUGGUUGAGGAUGCAAAUCACACAGAACAUGAAGAGACAAAAAUCAGCUCAAGUAACAAUAGAAUACGCUUACUUGGUACAAGAUUGAAAACACCUAAUCUAGAUGGUAAAGCCAUUCUACCAUAUAUAAUUGGGCUUACAGGUGGAAUAGCUAGUGGUAAAUCAUCAGUAGCUAACAAGCUGCAAAAUUUAGGUGCUGGUCUUAUCAAUUGUGAUUUACUUGCACAUUCCUUAUAUGCCCCAGGUAUGAAAUGUAAUACCUUAAUAAAGGAAACAUUUGGACCACAAUUUAUAAAUCCUGAUGGUCAAGUGAAUAGAAAAGAAUUAGGAAAUUUAGUCUUCCAUAACGAGGCUGAAUUAAAAAAAUUAAAUAACAUAAUGUGGCCUGCGAUUCUUGAGGAGACAAAAUAUCAAAUUAAUAAAUUGUACAAAGAAGGGUUUGAAAUAGUUGUAAUAGAAGCAGCAGUUUUGAUUCAAGCUGGUUGGCAACCUCAUUGUCAUGAGAUUUGGACUUGCAUAGUUCCACAAGAAGAAGCUGUAAAUAGGCUUAUGGAACGAAAUAAAUUUAGUGAAGAAGAAGCUAAGAAAAGAAUUUUAGUUCAACCAAAUAAUGUUGAGCAAGUGAAGAAUGCUCAUGUAGUUUUUGCUACUUUAUGGAGCCAUGAAAUUACACAGCAACAGAUUCAAAAAGCUUGGAAUGAAAUAUUAAAAGACUUAAAAAAAUAUCUAAAAAGCUAGUAGAUUAGCUUAAUGUUAAUAUUCAACAAAUUUUUUAUGCUUAAUGUAAACAACGCAAGGUUUACAAUUUUUAUUAUGCAAGGCUGGUGUAAUAUAUGUACAGAAAUAUCUAUCUAUAUUUCUAUGAUAAAAUUUAAUAAAAUAAAUUAUAGAAUUGGAACUGUCAU
This is a messenger RNA of Phymastichus coffea, 1979 nucleotides long. It is a transcript of the gene Ppat-Dpck, whose product is annotated as bifunctional coenzyme A synthase-like. Gene Ontology annotation, biological process: coenzyme A biosynthetic process. Lineage: Eukaryota; Metazoa; Arthropoda; Insecta; Hymenoptera; Eulophidae. Gene Ontology annotation, molecular function: ATP binding; dephospho-CoA kinase activity. The record is from RefSeq and is a predicted model, not a curated record. Bases 235 to 1812 code for a protein of 525 amino acids. The transcript has 5 exons.